AUGGAAAUGGAUUCCAACAACCACAGCUUCUCCUCACCCACCUCCUCAAACGACAUUGAGCAGAUGCCGGAAACCCCCCACCGCGGCGGCUCCUACCACCGGCGCGCCCACUCCGACUUCUCCUCCUUCCGCCUCCCCAACUUCGACGACCUCCUCCUCUUCGACCCUUCCGACCUCGACCUCUCCUCCUUCCCCUCUCCCGUCCCGCCACGUGGCGCCACCUCCACCUCCUCCGCCGCCGUCCCCAUGCCGAUCGAUGACUCCGACGACUCCUCCGCCUCCCGCCCCAGGCCCAGCUCCUCCGCCACCGCCGCUCAUUUCCGCAGCCUCUCCGUCGACUCCGACUUCUUCGACGGCCUCGGAUUCUCCGGAGACGCCGUCUCCGGGAAGGAAGUCGUUGGGGGUAAGAGGCCCGGCGCCGGCGGCCACAGGCAUAGCAACUCCAUGGACGGCUCCUUCGAUUCUGAGCUCUCUCUCGAUGGUCUCAAGAAGUCCAUCACUCCUGAUAAGCUCGCUGAGCUCUCUCUGAUUGACCCCAAGAGAGCUAAAAGGAUCUUAGCUAAUAGGCAAUCUGCGGCGAGGUCCAAGGAGAGGAAGGUGAGAUAUGCAAAUGAGCUGGAGAGGAAGGUGCAGACGCUUCAGACAGAGGCUACCACUCUAUCGGCACAGGUCACACUGUUACAGAGAGACACCACUGCAAUAACUGCUGAGAAUAAGGAGCUCAAAAUUCGGCUACAGGCUAUGGAGCAACAAGCACAACUGAGAGAUGCGUUGAAUGAAAAACUAAAGGAGGAAGUGGAGCGGCUUAAGAUUGAAACCAACCAAACCCCCCUUGGGAAUGGAAACCCUUUCUACAGAGGGCUCCCCCGACAAUAUGCGGCACCCCAGUCUGCCAUGCAUAAUCAGCUUGGAGGUAGCCAGAGCCAGCACCAGCAGCUCCACAUGCGUCACAACCAGAACGUUAACGGGCAGUCACACCCGAGUUUCAUGGACUUCAACCAGAGGGCCUAGGAACCUCUAUUUUCUAUUUUAAGUUGUUAACCAAAGGAGUUUGAUAAUGUUGUAGUACUAAGAGGGUGGGGGUAGUUAAUCAGAUAGCUUCUUGUAUAUACUACAUACAGAUGUAUAUGUAUGUGGAACAGGCAAAGGCUGUGUAGAUUUUGUUGCUCAGAUCAGUACCACAGUACAUAGUUUCCUUUCCUGUAUCAAUUCUUACUACUAGGGUUAUAGUUAUUUAGAACAAAUCUUAAUGCAACACCUGUUGUGUAUUUUAUUUUAUCAUGCAACCUCUAGGUUCCUUCAUGCUAAUAUGACGAUGAUAUGGUAUUUCACAGUACAGAUCACAGUCUGGAUUGUCUGUUUGUGCCUGUAUUUUUUCAGUUUCCGAAUUGUUGAAUGCAGAAGAUGUUUG
Fragaria vesca subsp. vesca is the source of this 1411-nucleotide messenger RNA. RefSeq names its product transcription factor VIP1-like. The record is from RefSeq and is a predicted model, not a curated record. The coding region runs from base 1 to 1011 and encodes 336 amino acids. The transcript is spliced from 4 exons. Gene Ontology annotation, biological process: regulation of DNA-templated transcription. Gene Ontology annotation, molecular function: DNA-binding transcription factor activity. NCBI's taxonomy places the organism in Eukaryota, Viridiplantae, Streptophyta, Magnoliopsida, Rosales, Rosaceae. Gene Ontology annotation, cellular component: nucleus.